CACUCAUGCCCUGUCAUCAAUUAAACUUGUAAAAGAAGCACAGUGCAGUGGGUUGAUCUUGAUUUGUAUUGCUACAUCACAAACCUUUGAUUUGAACAGAAGGUAUUACAAACUAAACAGGAGAAAAAUGUAUUAUUGGGUUAGUGCUAAUCCUUCGGAUUUCGCCGGAACCCCUCCCCAACGUCGCAGUGGUCACUCCGCUGUUAAUAUUGGGAAAUCUAAGGUUGUCAUGUUCGGAGGCCUUGUCGACAAGAAGUUUCUCAGCGACAUCGCUGUCUAUGAUAUUGAGGCCAAGCAAUGGUUUCAGCCUGAGUGCACUGGGAGUGGUUCAGAUGGGCAUGUAGGUCCCAGCCCUCGGGCUUUUCAUGUCGCUGUUUCCAUUGAUUGUCACAUGUUCAUUUUUGGUGGUCGUCUUGGAAGUCAGAGGUUGGGGGACUUUUGGGUUUUGGAUACUGACAUAUGGCAAUGGUCUGAACUAACUGGAUUUGGAGACUUGCCAUCUCCUCGGGAUUUUGCAGCAGCUUCAGCUGUUGGAAACCGAAAAAUUGUUAUGUAUGGUGGAUGGGACGGAAAGAAAUGGCUAUCUGAUGUUUAUGUCUUGGACACUAUUUCACUUGAAUGGAUGGAGCUAUCAGUUUCUGGAACAUUGCCACAGCCCAGAUGUGGGCAUACUGCCACUAUGGUUGAAAAACGAUUGCUUGUAUACGGUGGAAGAGGAGGAGGCGGACCAAUUAUGGGUGAUUUAUGGGCUUUGAAGGGUCUAAUUGAAGAAGAGAAUGAAGCACCUGGAUGGACUCAAUUAAAGCUUCCAGGUCAAGCACCUUCUCCUCGAUGUGGCCAUACAGUUACGUCUGGAGGACAUUAUUUGUUGAUGUUUGGAGGACAUGGGACUGGUGGAUGGUUGAGUCGUUAUGAUAUCUAUUACAAUGACUGCAUUAUAUUAGACAGAGUUUCAGCACAGUGGAAACGGCUCUCCAUAGGCAGUGAACCCCCUCCUGCUAGAGCGUACCACUCUAUGUCAGUUGUUGGAUCACGGUAUUUGCUAAUUGGUGGUUUUGAUGGGAAAACGACUUAUGGUGAUCCAUGGUGGUUAGUCCCUCAAGAGGAUCCAAUUGCAAAUAGAUUAACUGCAUCUCCACCCAGAAAUAUUCCUGAAAGUAAGGAAUUUGCUUUCAACGAUGAUUUUCAACCUCAAGUAAAGGAAAGCCAGACAGAGAAAUUUCCUUUCUCUGAAUUACAAAGACGGUUGCAAAUAUCAGUUUCCAGUUCCAGCCUUGAGAUUGUAAACGAGUUCGAAGAUAAAGAGCUGCUUGAAGUAGCAUCAAGAUUAGCAGGUGAAAACGUUUCUACUAAUUCACUGGCGAUCGAAACAAUUCGUAAACACUGGAGAAAGUCUGAACCAAAUAUGGUUAAACUCAAAGAGCUUGGACCAUUGCUUCGGGAUUACCAACGUCUUAUAUACAGGCACUAUCUAGAAAGGAGUGCAUCUGCCCAGACACCUGGAUUUGGUGAACACGUGAUGUAUCAAUUUUACCACGUCAAAAAUGCUACUCAGUUGCGCAUGGACGAUAUUCCAAAACUUUUGGCAGAGUACAAACAGCUACCUAUAUGAAGAAUACUUGUUGUAUGAACAGUUUCUAAUUUAUACUGAACGCAAAGCAUGGGUCACAAAUAAUACGUUAUUUUAUGUACAUUAACCUUUUAAUAAUUAUCAACAUUUCAAUAUUUUUUUCCCA
Messenger RNA from Vigna angularis (adzuki bean), 1736 nucleotides. Its product is annotated as protein GLUTELIN PRECURSOR ACCUMULATION 3. The record is from RefSeq and is a predicted model, not a curated record. The transcript is spliced from 16 exons. Lineage: Eukaryota; Viridiplantae; Streptophyta; Magnoliopsida; Fabales; Fabaceae. Gene Ontology annotation, molecular function: protein binding. The coding region runs from base 128 to 1612 and encodes 494 amino acids.